Molecule: messenger RNA, 1984 nt
Organism: Nothobranchius furzeri (turquoise killifish)
Lineage: Eukaryota; Metazoa; Chordata; Actinopteri; Cyprinodontiformes; Nothobranchiidae
Gene: ccdc157
Product: coiled-coil domain containing 157
Source: RefSeq, a predicted model, not a curated record
AUGAGUGAGCUGUUAGGUAGUCAAGACUGCAUCAAAAGCCUCCAAAAAGAUCUGGCGGACAUCCAAGCAGCCAUCGUGGACGUCUUUUCCAGAACAGGACCGGUCAGCUUUACCUCUUGGAAGUUCCCUGACAAACUCUCCUGUAAUGUGGACAUGUUGGCUCUGCUGGAGGAGUACGACUAUGUAGACGGAGAGGAUGCCUUCAAUCAGCACUCCCACAUUGUUUUACUGGAAUUAGUGAUUGACAGAUUAUUGCUACUUCUACAAAGUGUUAGUGUUUACAAUGAGGUGCCGAGAGGCAGACAGAGAGGAGAGCAAACCCAGCAGACAACAUACUUGUCAGUUGGACUCGUGGUCAAGAACUACUGUGGGAAUUUACUCCUAUCAGCCAACAAAAAGGAGCCCUUUAAAGAUACAAAGCCAUUUGACUCCAACAACACAAAUAUGGUGCUGUCCAACCCUGCUAUAACUAGCUCGAAGACUGAACUUAGUAGCUUUUGUGCAUCUGCCUUGUCUUCAGCAAGCUCAUUUGAUUUUGUCCCACAAACUAACAACACUCCAUGCUAUCCUAAAGCUGAGCAGCAUCAUGUGAGCUGCCAGACAACAAGUUCGUCCCUUAUUCCCUGCAGCGCUUGCCAUCAGGUGCAGUCCCUUUUGAGAAACACGGGAGAUGCAUUGAUAGAUCUGUUACAGAGUGAGGGUUUGCCCUCAUCUCUGCAGCCUCUCGCAGCAGCUAUGGAGGACAUUGUGGGUGACAUGACAUCAGGCGAUGUAGCCCAGUGGGCCGAAGAGCAGCUCCGGGACACGAGCCGGCUGACCAAACAUCUUAAGGAUGUCCAGGGUACUGUGCAGCCUCUUGAAGAAAGAAUUGCCGUAGCUGAAAUGGAACGUGACAGUUUCAAAUCUGAGCUGGAAAGUGCACAGAAACAAUUCAAGCAAGAGCUGGAAAAACACCAAAUAAACUCUGUCCAGCUGGAGUUUUCUCUACGGAAAGCACAGAGAUCCUCAAAAGAAACAGAGCAAAGGCUACAAAAGGAGCAACAACAGCUGAAGAGAGAAAAUAUGUCCCUGGAGGAGACUAAUAACAGACUAAAGGAGAAAAUAGCACUGCAACAUGACAGCUUACAAGUGCUUGAAACUGAAAAGAAAGCACUCCAUGAGAAAGUGAAGAACCUGCAAACAGAGAAAGAGGCCUGCUGCAGACUGCAGGAACAGAUCCAACAGCUAGAAACUCAAGUUUCUGAUGCUACAUUUCUUCUUGACAAGGAGAAGGCCAAGUACAGGAGCGCCUGUCGUCAGCAGGAGUCAAUGCUGGCAAAGCAAAAGUCGUUGCUGGAAAGAGUUGAUGCUCUCGAUGAAGAGUGCGAAGAGCUGCAGAGGGAGCUAGGAGAGAAAGAGGAGGAACGGAUCACCUUACACAAUCAGAUGUCAGAGGUGGAGGAACAGCAGGCUCAGCUCAUGCAGCAGCAGAAUUUGUGUGAGGAGCUCCAGAAGGAGAAGCAGACAUUAGAAGUAAAUGCGGAUGAGUUGAAAAAGCAAGUGGCUGACCUGACAAGGCGUGUGGACUCUUUAAAGGAGAGGGAGAGACUGCUGGUGGCUUUCCCAGAGCUCAACAACUGGUCCCAGGCCCAACCUCAGAGUACAGGAAACUUGAUUUUGGAUAUGGAGCAACAGCUUCAAGCAAACAGAAUUCGUAUAAAAGUGAUGGAACAGGAAAAUGCUACUCUGCACAAAAGUCUUGAGAAAUUGAAAACAAGAGCUCAGCAAAAUGCCUGCAGGGUAUGGAUGUACACAAAGGAGUUUCAUGUGAAGUAGAUCAUGCACCGUUGGGAUUAUUAUAACUCAUUUGUAAUGUAUGUGUCUGAAUAGGAACCUGCACCUCUGCAGACAUGAAGCCAGUUUUAUUCCUUGGAGUUUCAUGUAAAAAACCAGAUCAACGUGGAUGCAACUGACUAAAUAAAAACCUUAUUGUUGAAAAAACUGA